Messenger RNA from Candoia aspera, 3057 nucleotides. RefSeq names its product hyperpolarization activated cyclic nucleotide gated potassium and sodium channel 2 (gene HCN2). Gene Ontology annotation, molecular function: voltage-gated potassium channel activity. The transcript is spliced from 8 exons. Gene Ontology annotation, cellular component: dendrite; axon; HCN channel complex. Gene Ontology annotation, biological process: potassium ion transmembrane transport; regulation of membrane depolarization; sodium ion transmembrane transport. The coding region runs from base 1 to 2757 and encodes 918 amino acids. The record is from RefSeq and is a predicted model, not a curated record. NCBI's taxonomy places the organism in Eukaryota, Metazoa, Chordata, Lepidosauria, Squamata, Candoiidae.
AUGGGCGGCCGCGCCGGCAAGGGGGGCUCCCCCAACGGGGAGUGCCGCCGCGGGGACGAGGGGGGCCCCGACCAGCCGCCGCCGCCGCCGUCCCAGCCCAAGGUCUCCUUCUCCUGCAGCACCGAGGGCGGCGGCGGCGGCUCCCCGAAAGCGGCCGAAGAAGGCGCCGGCGGGGCCGAGGCGGGGCCGGUCGGCGGGGAGCCCCGCGGCAGCCAGACGAGCUUCAUGCAGCGGCAGUUCAGUGCGAUGCUCCAGCCGGGCGUCAACAAGUUCUCGCUGCGGAUGUUCGGCUCGCAGAAGGCGGUGGAGCGCGAGCAGGAGCGGGUCAAGUCCGCCGGCGCGUGGAUCAUCCACCCCUACAGCGACUUCAGGUUCUACUGGGACUUCACCAUGUUGCUCUUCAUGGUGGGCAACCUGAUCAUCAUCCCUGUUGGCAUCACCUUCUUCAAAGAUGAGACCACCGCUCCCUGGAUCGUCUUCAAUGUGGUGUCCGACACCUUCUUCCUCAUGGACCUGGUCAUGAAUUUCCGGACGGGCAUUGUCAUCGAGGACAAUACGGAGAUCAUCCUGGAUCCCGAGCGGAUCAAGAAGAAGUACUUGAAGACGUGGUUUGUGGUGGACUUUGUCUCCUCUAUUCCGGUGGAUUAUAUCUUUCUCAUUGUGGAGAAGGGCAUUGAUUCCGAGGUCUACAAGACCGCCCGUGCCUUGCGCAUCGUCCGCUUCACCAAGAUUUUGAGUCUCCUGCGGCUUUUGCGUCUCUCCCGUCUGAUUCGCUACAUUCACCAGUGGGAAGAGAUUUUCCACAUGACGUACGACCUGGCUAGUGCCGUGAUGCGAAUCAUCAACCUCAUUGGAAUGAUGCUACUUCUCUGUCACUGGGAUGGCUGCCUCCAGUUCCUGGUUCCGAUGCUGCAGGAUUUCCCUAGCGACUGCUGGGUCUCCAUCAAUGGCAUGGUGAAUGAUUCCUGGAGUGAGCUGUAUUCCUUUGCCCUCUUCAAGUCGAUGAGUCACAUGCUUUGCAUCGGAUACGGGCGCCAGGCACCAGAGAGCAUGACUGACAUCUGGCUGACAAUGCUGAGCAUGAUCGUGGGGGCCACUUGCUAUGCCAUGUUCAUCGGCCAUGCCACAGCCCUCAUCCAGUCUCUAGAUUCCUCUCGGCGCCAGUAUCAAGAAAAGUACAAACAAGUGGAACAAUACAUGUCUUUUCACAAACUACCUGCUGACUUCCGGCAAAAGAUCCAUGAUUACUAUGAACAUCGCUACCAGGGCAAAAUGUUUGAUGAGGACAGCAUCCUUGGGGAACUUAAUGAACCUCUGAGAGAGGAGAUCGUCAACUUCAAUUGUCGGAAACUGGUGGCCUCCAUGCCCCUCUUUGCCAACGCUGACCCCAAUUUUGUCACAGCCAUGCUCACCAAACUGAGGUUUGAAGUAUUCCAACCGGGCGACUACAUCAUCCGAGAGGGCACCAUUGGGAAAAAGAUGUACUUCAUCCAGCAUGGUGUGGUCAGUGUCCUCACAAAAGGCAAUAAAGAGAUGAAGCUUUUGGAUGGUUCCUACUUUGGAGAGAUCUGCCUCCUGACCAGAGGGCGGCGAACCGCAAGUGUCCGGGCGGACACGUAUUGUCGUUUGUAUUCCCUCUCGGUGGACAAUUUUAAUGAAGUCCUGGAGGAAUACCCCAUGAUGAGGCGGGCUUUCGAAACAGUUGCCCUGGAUCGCUUGGAUCGCAUUGGGAAGAAGAAUUCCACCCUCCUGCACAAGGUGCAGCACGACCUCAAUUCAGGAGUCUUCAACAACCAGGAGAACGAGAUCAUCCAGGAGAUCGUCAAGUACGACCGGGAGAUGGUUCAGCAGGCUGAGCUCCAGCAGCACACCGCCAUGUACGCCCCAGCUCAGCCCCAGGUGACCUCGGCAAUCGCCACGCUCCAGCAGGCGGUGGCCAUGAGCUUCUGCCCCCAGAUGGCCAGCCCGCUGGUCGGCCCAAUCAGCCUCGGGUCCCCACGGAUGGUCCGCCGGCUCCAAUACCAGGGAGGUAUCUCCGGGGCCUUCUCCAUCUCGCCGGCGUUGCUCCAGCAGCACCACCAGCACCAGCAGCAGCAGCAGCAGCAGCAGCAGCAGCAGGGUGGCCCAAUGCCACAGAACGUGCCACGGCCCCUGCAGCAGAAUGCCCCACUCCAGCAGCAGCCCCCCCCUCCCCAGCCUCCGCCAGCCUCUUCCGCCGGCCCCUUCCCCUCCGUAGUGUCCAGUCCCCCUUCCCAAAGCCCUCACGCAAGCCGGACGUUCCCAUAUGGGGGUGCCAAGGGUCAGUCGGGUUCCCAGCUCUCGCUAACUCAGCAGAAGCCGCCCGGUUCGCCACAGCGGCUGGCAGCCCACAAGAGCACCCAGGCCCUUCACACAAGCAGUCUCAGCCAGGAGACUCGGCCGCUCUCUGCCUCCCAACCCUCCCUUCCCCACGGCGUUUCUCAGACCCUGAGCCAGAGCCCGCCGUCCUCGGCUCACGAGUCCACCGCCUCGAUCGCCACUGGGCAGGGAGCCUCCCCGUCGUCACCUGCCACUUCGACCCAGAAUGCUGGUAACACCCCGCAAGCCCCAUCGCGGCCAGCUGCCCGGGUGCCCCACCAGAUGUCCAUGGCUGCAGCAUACCCUGGGACAGCUGCCACGGCGGGCAUCCAGCAGGACUCGGGUAGUGCCCGGAAGGAUUCCAUCAUUAGUGCCCCUGAUACGGACUCAGCAAAGUCUAAGCUUCCGUCCAAUUUGUGACCCUCGAUUUAAUCAGCAAGGGGCCUUGUAGGGCGGGGAGGGCAGCACCCCAAUCACCCUAGCUGUGGGGCAGCAUGAACUGGUAAGGGGGCAGUUCUGCAGCACCCCUCUUGGCUCCCUUUCUCUCAUGCUGACCAUCACUUGCUCUGCAAUACUGGGGGGGAGGGGGGAGGGGCUCCAGAGCCUUGCAGUCACGUGCUUCACCAGGUGGGACUGAGGCACAUCGGAUCUGGGCUCAGGGAAGCUCAGCGGGAUUUCUGCCUCUGCAGGAGGAGCGACACGCGUGGGUGUUUUUUUCUA